CAUCAUGCACAAACAAAAAAACACACAUUCUAACAUUUAAAAAUUUAGAAGCCUUAUAGCAAUGGGGACAAUACCUAUUCGUUUUAAGUCUAGGCAUACUAGUGUAUACAAGACGGAGGCAUUUUAAAUGAAUGUAACGAUGGAUGGGCUUAAUCUGCAAGCAUAGUAUGAGCUUUCUGUAAAAUUAACCGUUCAAAUAUCAGUUUGCUUGACAAUCAUUUUACUACCCUGGGUGACAUGCGAUUUAGUACGAAAAAGGUUCAAUAAAACAGUGCCAUAAAUAGAUUCCAAAAUUUCUCUUUGCCUGUGUGUCGCACAGGCAAUUUUGUUUCAUUAUUAAUUAGAAGUGAUAGAUUGAUGGAUGCAUGGAUGGGGUGUUGGUUAUGCACCGUGCGUCAUGUUUCCUCCAUCAGUCAUGCGUAAUCUUGCGCCCAGUGCGAGUUGGGCACUUGCUGCUGUGAACACUGAAUGUUCGGUCAGACAACACACCUUUUCUUCACUGAAUCGACAAUCAGUUUUCUUUUAAUAACCUCAAGAGUUAUCCGUUUCUGCAUCUUUAGAGGGCAGGGAGCAUCGUUAAUUCCAGCUCUUGGAAAGUAAGCGACUCUUCGGUGCAGCAUCUGAUCGCGGCGCACGGGCAUGCCACGCGCUGAUGACAUCGUUUCCUGCUUAGUUUUUGGCUCACACUGAACUGGAGCCAUACCGUAGAGUAUGAAAAUUACAUUUGGCUCCGUGGUGGUCGGCGCGGGUUUAACGGGUGUGCUUAGUUUCAGCUGUUUGACACUCGCCAUUGGAAGUGAAUAUUGGUACAUCAUUGAAGACAAGCGCACUAACCACACUGACCCGCCGCACAUGCACUCUGGACUUUGGGGAGUUACAGAUGAUGCUCAAAGUCAUACAGAAGCCUCUUCAAGAUAUUCAGAGUCAGAGAAGCAGAUGGAGAUCAUGCACAGUGCCAUUGCCGUUUUACUCCCCUUGAGUGUGGUGAUGCUGGUGUUUGGAGGCAUCUGUGGACUUGUCAGUUCCCUCGCCAGAAGUCGGACAUUGCUGAUCGGAUCUGCUUCAUAUUUUCUUCUGUGCAGUCUUCUGACUCUCUCUGGGGUGAGCCUGUACAUCAGGUACUCUCAGAAGGCUCUGGAAGAGACAGAGAGGCGCGUGGGGCGUGAACAGAUGGCACAGGUACACACAUCGUUCGGCUGGUCUAUGGACAUGGCAUGGCUCUCUUGUGUUUUGGAGGUCAUAACCGGCCUUCUCCUACUGCUGGCGGCCAGGUUGGUACCUCUGAACCAGUAUGAAGAUUCUAUGGCGCCCAUAUAGAAGUUCUCCCAUGUUCUUCACCUUGCCUGAAUUUCAAAGAAUUAUUUGUGCCAGAAAUGUGGAUGCCAUAGAUUUGGUGUAGGGUAGAGACAAUAUUUGUGAAAUAUUUCACCUGUUUCACACCUACCGUGUGUUCAUUUAGGCUAGAUGAAGGGACUCGUCUCGGUCACGUCUCAUGAUCGCAAUCUGUUAAUAUGGGGAUCGAUUUAAGAGCAUACAGUGAAUGCACGGUUUGUAUUUUGAUUGACGGGGAACUCUCCCGAUCAGUGAUAAGUAUCCCACUUAACUUGAAUAGACCAUUUCGCAAGAUGUAAGCACUACGGAAUCACCUCCGGAUCUAUUUUUAAUAAAAAAAUUUGAACCUUACAUAAAUAAUUAUGGCCCAGUUUCAAGGACAAAGCUUAAGGCUAGUCCCAGACUAAAAUAAACGUGUGACCUGUCUUAACUCAACAUAACUUGCACAGAAAUAUCUUAAAAUAUUGUUUUAAGAUAUACGUGCCAUUGUUUUGUCUCAAGAUGCUCACCAGUAACGUAUUCUUCUGAGGCAUUUCUAUAAAAGCAACAUAAAUAUCUUAAUUCAACUAAGGCAUAGUCCUGGCUUAAGCUAAGCCGUGUCUGUGAAACCGGGCCUAAAUGAUUUGUUUAAUAUUUUGAUUUAACCGGCUAAAUACCUCACUCAAUUUUCAUACCUUUUGUAUAUAAUUGCUUGUAAAUUUCCUCUUUUUGUUUGUGUAAUCUAUUGUUUUCUUUCUGGUGGAUUCCUGUUGUCUAUGUUCUUUGCUCUUCACAUCAUUACCGUCGGAUUCACAUUACGAAUAGAAGCAGUGCCCUAAUUGUACAUUAAUAGAUGUUUUAUGCCUGCUUGUUCAUUAAAUACGUGUAUGAAAGAAAAUGAUUUGAAUUCUACAUUUUCAAUAGCUUUAUUUUUGUUGUGUCUGUGUGAUGUAGUAUGAAGUCAAGACUGGUGAUUUCUGCUUUUGCUUUUUUUAACAGUACUGCCGGCUGAUCUGUAAUGUAUUUAAACGGAUCAGACACUUUUAGAAAACGUGCUAUGACGAAUGUGAUAGAUGGCAUAUCGAAUUGUAUUUGUUUGUCGUCUCAUGCUUCCAGACGAAUUUUGCUUAUAAGUCAACAAUCCCUGAGAUGGAAAAUAUGUUGUUGCUUUUGUAAAUACUGCUCUGUUUUUUCUUUAAACAGUUUCUCAGUUUCAGUCCAAAGUAUUUGUGUUUUUGACGGCAUUGCACUUUAACUUGAUUGGUAUCUGUUGUUGUCUGUCAUAUAUUUGUUACGAUCCUGUCAAAAAGAGUUUUAUUGUAAUCGUGCCACAUAUUAUUCUGCUUUUGAUUUAUGCCACAAGCAGGGAACAUUGUUUCCAGUCAAAUAUCCCUCAACAUAAUUGUAGAUGUGACCUUUUUGAUGUGAUCUUCGUAAACUGUGGUGUUGCAAGAAAAUGUCAGUAUAAAGCUUUUAUUUAUCAAAAGUCUGUAUUUUCCAUGACUAACAGACAAAUAACAUCAAGAACAAGUGUAAUUUCCCUAAUCCUUUUAUUACACGCAGGGUUAAAAGCGCAAAUGUAACUUACAUAGACACCGGAAGUGAAUCAUGAGAAUUCCUGUCAUUUUGGCAAAUUUGACAGAUUUUAUGACUCAUAAUGAAUGUCAUUUCUAACAUGGCUUAAAUAAGAGUCCUGCAGUGGAUUUAAUUAUGAUAACAGGAUGAAAGUGACCAUAAGGGGUUCUGCUUUAACGCACUCUCUUGUGGAGACAAGAAAUCAAGUUCAUUUUCAGGUGUGAAAAGAAAAUUGAACAAGUGGGGAACAAUGCAGUAUUUUAUUAUCAUUAGAAUGCCUUGUUGAAGACACAAAAUACAGGCCAGAAUGCUUCUUUCCAAACUGAAAUUGAUGAUGUUUGAUUCAUGUAAAUUACAGCUAUUUCCUUUGAAGAAAUGACUGGCCAUAUUUCAAACUGCAUCCCAAACAUCUGUAAAUGUUUUAUGUUAUUGAGCUGUACAGAAUUACAGCUUAUAGUCCAUGCAUCUGAACCCACAAUAUACAAUUAUGAGAAUUUUUCUCAGAGAUGUUCUGUUGUUGAAGCCUCCGUAAGUGGCACAGCCCUAAACAAGCUCCAAUUGAUCACAUACGGCUGAUAUUAAUGGGCUGAACUUGUGCUUCCCUCCUUAAAGACACUUUUUAAGAUUUUGUACAAAUGUAUAUACUGUAGAGAGAUUUUCUUAUGUAGAAUGUGUAUGUGUAUGUGAUUUGAUAGCAGAUUGUUUUUUUUAACAUACAACACGCUUUCCCUAAAGAUACUAAUUAAUUCCAGUGAGAUGACUGUUGUACAAACUAAAUUGAUAGUUACUUUCUGUAAAAAAUGUAUGCUACAUGGUGUUUCUGCACAUUGAUGUUUCACCUAAAAAAAACAACCUAAAAUCUCUAUUAGCUGUAAAAACAAAUGAGUGUGAAUAGCAUUGGAAUUAUGUGAAUUAUGCAUCUAAUUAACAAGUAUGAUUUUCAGGGUUCACAGCAUGACACUGUUUCCGUGUCGUAAUUGUGCAUACUGUAUCCAUGUUUAUAUGACUUUAAAGGUCCAGUCUAUCAUUCUUUGGAGGAUCUAUUGACAGAAAUGCAAUAUAAUAUACAUACUGAGGUGUAUAAAGACCUUACAUAAUGAAGUGUUAUGUUUUUAUUACCUCAGAAUGAGCUAUUUCUAUCUACAUACACUUCGGGUCCCCUUGGAUGGAAUUCGCCAUGUUGUUUCUACAGUAGCCCUAAACGGACAAACUGCUCUACAGAGCGUGUUUCGUAAAUACCUUAUCUCCUUCGGCAAAGAAGUGAAAAACGUGACGACAUCUUAGUCCUGAGUCGGCCACCAUAGUGCUUCGAAAGGGAAGGGGAGCAGUGGAGUGAGUGAUACGUUCGUUGCAAUUCGCAAUCCCACUGCUAGAUGCCACUAAAAUUCAUACACUGGACCUUUAAAGAUAAGAAUAAACAUGCACCUAAAAAUAGAUUAAAGCUAUAUUGUUUACAGCAUUGUAACCCAGGACUGGGCAGUGGCUCUAAUUGUUUGAUAGAUAUCUCCUGCAGCAAAUGCAAUUGCUGCUGUCGUCAUGACGAUGUCUCUGCACAGCCUGCACCGCA
Messenger RNA from Triplophysa rosa, 4453 nucleotides. RefSeq names its product transmembrane protein 235b (gene tmem235b). The record is from RefSeq and is a predicted model, not a curated record. The transcript has 4 exons. Gene Ontology annotation, cellular component: apical plasma membrane. The coding region runs from base 712 to 1317 and encodes 201 amino acids. Lineage: Eukaryota; Metazoa; Chordata; Actinopteri; Cypriniformes; Nemacheilidae.